Molecule: messenger RNA, 813 nt
Organism: Penicillium diatomitis
Lineage: Eukaryota; Fungi; Ascomycota; Eurotiomycetes; Eurotiales; Aspergillaceae
Product: RNA-binding signal recognition particle subunit SEC65
Exons: 2
Coding region: 1-813 (270 amino acids)
Biological process (GO): SRP-dependent cotranslational protein targeting to membrane, signal sequence recognition; SRP-dependent cotranslational protein targeting to membrane
Cellular component (GO): signal recognition particle, endoplasmic reticulum targeting
Molecular function (GO): 7S RNA binding
Source: RefSeq, a predicted model, not a curated record
AUGUCACACCAUGCCCGCAUUGAAGAAGUGUCAGACUCCGAUCCCGAUGAGGUCGCUCCCUCUGAUUUGAUGGCGGUGAAUUCCAUCAUCGAGCCUGCAUCAAUUCCCAAGCAGUCGAUCCCAACACCCGCCGCGCCUUCGCCAUUGGCUUCAAUGGCCUCGAUAACGCAACAGCUCCCAGAGCCCCAACGCGAGAUCCCCAAGCACUUUCAAUGUCUCUACCCGGUAUAUUUCGACAAGUCGCGCUCACGGGCCGAGGGUCGCAAGGUUGGGUCCGAGCUUGCGGUGGAGAAUCCACUUGCUCGCGACAUUCUGGAUGCAGUGCAGAUGGUCGGGCUACAAGCUGGCUUGGAAGCAGACAAGCUGCAUCCCAAGGACUGGGCGAAUCCCGGCCGUGUGCGAGUGCUCUUGAAGAACGAGGAGGGUCGACUCAUAAACCCGAAGAUCAAGAAUAAGCAUCACCUUUACAUUCUUGUCGCUCAAUAUCUGAAAGCUCACCCUACCACUGAACAAUCGCCGUUUCGUCUGCGCAUCCGCGGCUUGCCCACGCCUGAAAAGCUUCCUGGGGCCCCUCCUGCCCCACGUGGCUGGAAGGUUGGCAAGAUCCUUCCCAUACACUCUCCAGCCUACAGCGGAGGCGGUGUUAGUGACAAUCCCUUCAAGGAGGCUAUGGCUGAGAUGCAGAACAUGCAUGGUAUGCCAGGUAUGCCUUCCAUUCCGGGCUUGGAAAACCUGGCCGCCAUGGGCGGGGAGCCCUCCGCGCCUACUGUCUCAAAAAAGGAGAAGAAGGAUAAGAAAAAGGGCAAGGCCUGA